UUCCACAUUGUUCUCGGAUGUGACUGGAAGCUGUCAACCGCUGCCGUUAGCUCAUGUGGCUAAUGUGGUUAGCUUCAACUGGGAGUCAGAGGGCGUCUCUCUAAACACACAAGGCAGCUAUGCUUUAGCGGAUCACCGAGAAAACGAGUUGAACGCCACGGGCGUCCACACAGCCCCGUCGCAUCCGCGGAACAGAGACCUAUUUAUUGAAUAUUGAUUUACCAUCCAGGGUCGUGAUUGGACCAAUCACUGUGACUUAUUUCCAGAUUUUUUGGGGUGAUUUGUGACAACGAGACACAGUAACCAUGGCCACCCAUGAAUCAGAUGUGACCCCCAUCUCUCCUGAGCUGCCAGCAAUGUUCGAUGGCAUGAAGCUUGCAGCCGUUGCCACGGUGCUCUACAUCAUUGUGCGUUGUCUAAACCUCAAGAGCCCCACUGCGCCUCCUGACCUCACCUACCAAGACACAGCCCUCAACCGCUUCCUGCUGAAGUCCUGUCAUCCACUGACCAAAGAGUACAUUCCCCCACUGUUGUGGGGCAAGAGUGGUCACCUACAGACGGCGCUGUAUGGGAAGCUUGGCAGGGUGAGCUCUCCAAAUCCCUGCGGAGUCAGGAAAUACUUACCAAUGCCUGAUGGGGCGACUGCAACGUUUGACCUAUUUGAAGCGUUGGGAGACCAUCGAACUGGAGAUGACAUCACCAUGGUGAUAUGCCCUGGGAUUGGUAACCAUAGUGAGAAGCAUUACGUCAGGACAUUUGUGGAUUAUGCCCAGAAGGAUGGUUACCGCUGCGCUGUGCUCAACCACCUGGGAGCGCUACCAAAUAUUGAGCUCACAUCUCCACGGAUGUUUACCUACGGGUGCACAUGGGAGUUCGGAGCCAUGGUUGGGUACAUCAAGCGAAUGUAUCCUCAGACAAAGCUGAUUGUGGUCGGCUUUAGUCUGGGCGGGAACAUUGUCUGUAAGUUCCUGGGUGAGAACAUGAUCAACCAGGAGAGAGUGCUGUGUUGUGUCAGCGUCUGUCAAGGGUACAGCGCCCUGAGGGCUCAGGAGACCUUCUUGCAAUGGGACCAUUUCAGACGCUUCUAUAACUUCCUCAUGGCUGACAACAUGAAGAAGAUAAUCCUGUCACACAGGCACAGUCUCUUCGGAAACUCAGCUAGACUAAUCGACACGGAGCUCAGUCGCCUCUACACAGCAACAUCCCUCAUGCAGAUCGAUGACACCAUCAUGAGGAAAUUCCAUGGCCACAGCUCUUUGAAAGAAUACUAUGAAAAAGAAAGUUGUGUUCACUAUAUUCACAACGUAAAUGUACCACUGCUGCUUGUGAACUCUGCUGAUGAUCCUCUGGUUCAUGACUCACUGCUGAACAUCCCUCGCACACUAGCAGCAAAGAAGCCGAAUGUGAUCUUUGCCUUGACGCUACACGGGGGACACCUGGGCUUCUUCAAGGGUGCCGUGCUCUUUCCCAAACCUCUCACCUGGAUGGACAAGGUGAUCGUAGGAUAUGCCAAUGCCUUGUGCCAGUGGGAGAAACAGAAACCAAAGUGCCAAAGUGACAGUCUGAGUGACAGCUCUUGUGGAGAUGAGAAAGAUUAAAUGUGGCAUUUGUGUCUUUUCCACGUGUCGGUCACGUGACACUGACCCAGCACCGAGGAGACUCCUGAACCAAACUGUUUUUCUCUUCUGCCUUCUCCUGCGGUGCUGCUCAAGGUUAACCUCCUCUCCAUACCCCCUGGUAUAUUCAUCGUCACCCAACACAUAGAUUUAGAUGAAACUAUUAAAUAAAACUGCCUUCUUUUGUUACCUUGUAGAGCAGAAACACCUCUUAGCUCAGCAGAUGUGUUGCCCAAUGGAGGUGUUAAACUGUAAGUGAGAGGUAGAGUUUGUAACAGCACAACUGAAUAACGCUGCGUGCACCUGAACCUAGCUCAAACUUCAUCACCGCCAAGGCCAUAUGGAAAACUCUGCUGUCUUAACAAACACAAUUUCUUCGUAGUAUGUGUCUGUGAGUGUGUGAGACCGUUGGUGAAUGUUUGAUCGGUAAAACAAAAAUAGAUUCACCCCUUUCACUUGGAGGUGAAAGUUGUGUGUUAAAACAUGAACAAAGAUAUCGAAUUGUGGAAGGUUUUUCACUCAGUUAAAAGCAUAACUCUAGAGAGGGAUCAAGCCAAGAUGGACCCAUGCACAUGCUCACAUUCUGUCACUUUUAUUCAGUGCACUUUACGCCACAUGCUCUUUCUCUUAUUUGUCGACCAAAUGUGUUUCGUAUUGCUUUGCCAUCGGCUCAGUGCGCUGUCAGGCUGCAUUUUAAUUCCAUCAUCAUAUCAUUAUGAAAACAUCAGACUUUAUCUGUAUCAAUGGGUUUUGGUUCAGGUUAACUUGGUCGUCAUCAAGUUGAGCAUAGCUAUUGUCUAGCAUCAAAACAACAGAAAGUGUCAUUGUUCUCUGGACAGAUGACGUGCUGCCUGAGACCAGAGUGGAAGUGCUGGGUGAGGCAGCCUCCAUGUCUCUCAUUCGGGAUUCACCACUGUGAAAAGAAGAAGCAAUAUGCAGUUGUGUAACAUCAGUCAGUACUUCGCUGUAACUCAGCUGCUUGACCUGUUGGCUGGUAGCUGUACGAACAUAUCAUAGCUUUUGAUGACAUCAAUAUAUUUAUGUCAUUGAUAAUCACAUAUGCAGGUACCAAUGCUGGUCAUAAUGGGCCACAGAUGAGAAAUGAAAUUACACCACAGCAACUCAGCCGUGUUCCUCUUCCGUGCUUCAAUGUUAGUUUGUCCUUUUCCACUGGAAAUAUUAUCCCUCAAACUCAUCCCCAAAACAUAGUUAUUCAGCUACGGGGUCAGAUUACCAAUGCACUCAACAAUAUAUGAGACCUUGCUCGACCCCAUCUGUGUCUGGUCUCAUUAAAUAUUUGUUCGCUGCUGCCUGAUUUAAACUCGCUAACUCAUUUUCAACCCCUGCUCAGUCACAUGACUCACAUGUGAAGCCCAUAAGCAUCUGCUGUUCUUGGAUGUGUCUUUAAAAAAAUGCAAAAACAUUGACAUUGACACCAGCACAAAUGUCUAUCAUUGGUUGUUAAAGAAUCUCUAACCUUUGCACAGAAAUGCAGAUUUGGAUGUAAUAUGUUGUUGUUUUUUUGUUUUUGUUUUUUACUAUGUUUCUGUAUCAGAGUGUGAGUGUUCAUGAUGAGAAAAUGUGUGUGCAUCAUCACCUCUGAUUGACCAAACCAAAACUUCUUCACCUUAUUUGAUGUAAAGGUAUAUAAAUGUACAGAUAUAUAUGUAUAUGUUUAUUCAGAAAUUUGAAGACAAUAACCAACAAGAGGGAGUCUUUUGUCAUUUUGUGUGAUUUGAAAUACAUGCAACAGUACGUCAUAACAUUAUGACCAUCUUGUUUUGCCCGAAACAACAGCGUGUUCUUGGUGUGGAGCGGUAGGAUCUGCGCAAAGGUGGUUAGCAGAUAGAAAAAGCUGGGUCCUGACCACGGCCUGAUGGCAAACGAAGUUCAACUCUUUACUAAGCAGUUGAUGGAAAUUUUGAUCUGCUUCAUUCAUGGUCUUGAUGCCCUUUCCUCAGGUGCUUAAAAAAAUUGUUUGGAUACUUGAAGUUAAGCCACCAAAGGACAGACUGUGAUGGAAUUAUUAAGGUAACCUGUUUUGUUCUCCUGCAAAGUAAAACGCCGUUCAAUUUUGUUUACAAUCUCCUGAUGAUGAUAAAGGUCAUGGUCGUGGCAAUUAUUUAGUGAGUUUCACAAAAUGACUAAAUGGGAUAUUUUUUGUGAUCAAAGUGUGUAUGGUUAUUGUGUUUCAAAAUAAAUUAUUUUAU
Molecule: messenger RNA, 3826 nt
Organism: Synchiropus splendidus (mandarinfish)
Lineage: Eukaryota; Metazoa; Chordata; Actinopteri; Syngnathiformes; Callionymidae
Product: monoacylglycerol lipase ABHD2-like
Exons: 11
Coding region: 306-1598 (430 amino acids)
Biological process (GO): acylglycerol catabolic process; medium-chain fatty acid biosynthetic process; medium-chain fatty acid catabolic process
Cellular component (GO): sperm plasma membrane; sperm flagellum
Molecular function (GO): acetylesterase activity; monoacylglycerol lipase activity
Source: RefSeq, a predicted model, not a curated record